Periophthalmus magnuspinnatus is the source of this 3812-nucleotide messenger RNA. It is a transcript of the gene stk24b, whose product is annotated as serine/threonine kinase 24b (STE20 homolog, yeast). Gene Ontology annotation, biological process: protein phosphorylation. The record is from RefSeq and is a predicted model, not a curated record. NCBI's taxonomy places the organism in Eukaryota, Metazoa, Chordata, Actinopteri, Gobiiformes, Gobiidae. The coding region runs from base 745 to 2043 and encodes 432 amino acids. The transcript has 11 exons. Gene Ontology annotation, molecular function: protein kinase activity; ATP binding.
AGCGUCACGGCCCUGACAAGAUGGCCGAGAGUACGGGACGAAAGUGAGGGAGGAAACAAAAACAGAGGCUAAAGGAGCUGCCGCCGUGUGAGCUGUAGAGGACCAGAGGACACGGUACCGUGGACACACGGCCCGGGAGGAGCGGUCCUGAGGCGGGUUUGGAGGUGGACAGUCGCGGUAUGCGGACAGUCCCAGAGGCAGCGCGCUGACAGAGCGUUUGUCAGGUCGUCUGUGGUGUUAGCUAACGAGCUAACCAUGUUAGCUAGCUGACAACACUGUGGAGUUUAGAGGUUUAACAGAGUGACAGCGGGACAGAGCAGAGACACAGGGCUGUAGUCUCACACACAGGACUGUAGUGUCUCUGUGGGACACACGUGUGGAGGUAGUGGUUUGGACAUCACUCUUUUAUGAGGGAAACACAAGUUCACCUGAUGCUAGUGCAGUUACCUCCUCCGUUAGCAUGCUAACAUUGCGGAUUUCUCCGAAUUAGCCAAACCGCUAUGAGCUCAGUCAACUCCUAACGGCUCCUGAAGUGACCUGAAAGAGAAACAAGAGGAACUGGGACAGGAAAGUGUCUCUGAGCGAACACAGGCUCCACACAGGACUGCUACAAUAAACUUUGAGAGACUUCACAAAGACAGAGCUCUGUCCACAGACCUGAGCCCCGCGGAGAGAGACAAGAACAACAACAACAUCAAGAACAACACAACAACAACACAACAAGAACCACAACACCACAGCAGCAUGGCCCACUCCCCAGUACAGGGACACCUGCCAGGGAUGCAGAACACUAAAGUGGACCCAGAGGAGCUGUUUACCAAGCUGGAGCGCAUUGGCAAGGGCUCGUUCGGCGAAGUGUUCAAAGGCAUCGACAAUCGCACGCAGAAGGUCGUGGCCAUCAAAAUCAUAGACCUGGAAGAAGCCGAGGACGAGAUCGAGGACAUCCAACAGGAGAUCACUGUCCUGAGCCAGUGUGACAGCCCCUUCAUCACCAAGUACUACGGCUCGUACCUCAAGGACACAAAACUAUGGAUCAUCAUGGAAUACUUGGGUGGAGGCUCAGCAUUAGACUUGAUGGAACCUGGACCGUUGGAUGAGAUACAAAUCGCGACCAUCUUGAGAGAGAUCCUGAAGGGUUUGGAGUAUUUGCACUCGGAGAAGAAGAUCCACAGAGAUAUUAAAGCGGCUAACGUUUUACUGUCGGAGCAAGGAGAGGUCAAGCUAGCGGACUUCGGCGUGGCGGGUCAGCUCACGGACACCCAGAUUAAACGCAACACCUUUGUGGGCACGCCGUUCUGGAUGGCGCCGGAGGUUAUCAAGCAGUCUGCGUACGACUCGAAGGCCGACAUCUGGUCUCUGGGCAUCACGGCCAUUGAACUGGCGAAAGGCGAACCUCCGCACUCAGAGCUUCACCCCAUGAAGGUUUUAUUCCUGAUCCCAAAGAACAACCCGCCCACACUGGAGGGCAACUACAGCAAACCGCUCAAGGAGUUCGUCGACGCUUGUCUCAACAAAGAGCCCAGUUUUAGACCAACUGCCAAAGAGCUGCUGAAGCAUAAGCUGAUUGUACGUCACGCGAAAAAGACGUCGUACCUGAUCGAGCUGGUGGACAAGUACAAGAGGUGGAAAGCAGAGCAGGCCAGAGCCAACGAUUCCAGUUCAGAUGAAUCAGACUCGGAGCAGGACGGCCAGGCGUCGGGCGGGAACGAUUUCGGCAGCGACGACUGGAUCUUCACCAUCAGAGAGAAGGACCCCAAGAAGCUGCAGAACGGGGAGGGGCAGUCGGGAGCAGCGGACAAGACAAAAGACAUUCCAAAGAGGCCUUAUUCACAGAGCCUGACCACUGUCAUCUCUCCUGCAUUAGCUGAGCUGAAGGCGCGGCAGGAGCAGGUGAACGGUAACCCCAUGGUCCUGGACGAGCUGAGGGAGGCCAUCUUAUUGGCUGAAGAGGCUUAUCCCGGGAUCUCCGACUCACUCGUGGCUCACAUGGUCCACAGACUCCAGAGUUAUUCGACAAGCAGGACGUCUUCCUCCUCCACCUAGUGACCGCUCGGCUACCGCAGACCAGCGCAACCCUUCACGCAGCAGCCAUGUUUUCGCCAGCAGGGGUCACUCUAAACCAGCUGAACACAUUUGACCACCUGCUUUUGAGAGAGGCAGUCAACCAAGUCUGUAAAAAAACAAAAAAAACAAAAAAAGUAAAGCUGAACUCCAGACACUUGCUAGCAGUGCACUGAGAAACUCUUGGAAGGAGCUUUUUGUAGUUUUUAGACGGCGGUGGAACCCGGGGGGACGCUUCUUAGGGUUGCCAGACUUUGUAAAUGCUCCACUUGCAGCGCCUGAAUUUUUCUCAACAAAGAGCUGAAAAAUCUCCCCUAAUUCACGACAGGAUUCCUCCACUUCUCCUCCUCCUCCUCCUCCGCUGAAUGCAGGCGUCACAUCCCCCCAUAGCCGUGGAAAGCAUGACGAGCUGUGCAAAUGGGUGCGAGCGUGCUUGCGUGUGUGCUCUCCGACUCCCCCUAGAGGCAAAAAAAAAAGAGCAUUCUUAACGAAACCUCAGGUAAAGUGCUUUAAGUGGAGAGGAGGGGUCGCCAUGCUGUACCUGUACAUGAUUACAACUAGUUUUUGUUUUGUUUCGGGGGGUUUAAGAAAAAAAAAACAAAAUCACUGUGUACAAAAUGGUCGUGUGCAUUUUGUAGAUACUGAUCAUGUUUAAAAAAAAAAAGUAGGUAUUUAAAAUUUUCAAAAACUCCAACAGAAAGAAACGGAAAAUGCCUUGGGUUUUUCAGAUCUUCACAUUUUUUUCUUUUUUUUUUUUUUUGUUUAAUUACGUCUGUGCGUCCGUUUAUUUCCGUUCAGUAUUUCAGUGGUUCAAAAAAACGGAUCCGAUUUACCGUUUCAGUCUCCAGCCGAGCAACAAAACGCACUGUUUAGGAGUAGAAGACGAUCUUUCGCGUGGGCGGAGGGAGAACUCGUGCUGUUGCCGCGUAGACGUCGUCGUCGGAGGAGGUCAGCGGCGCUUCUGAAACGACUCUGAAAAUGUCCGAUCGACGUUAAAAUUCAAAUUACAACGUCUGACUGAACCCUGACCGCAAAGUGUUCUCCUCGCUUGUUAUUUUCCCCUUAGCAUUAUGUGAAAAAGUAACGUGGAGGUGACAACUUUUGAGGCAAGGACCGUAACCGCAAAUCAGGCCAAAACUUGCCAACUUCAGAUGCCAUUUUGAAUCGUCUAAACUUCGUCUCGCUUCCUCACGACGUUAGGAGUGCCAUGUCCUCUCUUUUCUCUCACCGGACGUUUCGUUUGAGUUGCACCUUUUUUCUAAUUUCAGAUCCUGUUUUUUUUUUUUUUUUUUGCACUUUUGGAAGUGUGUGAAGUAUUAAAAAAAAGAAAAAAAAGAAAAUCUGUAUUAGGAACAACAAAUAAAAGUCGCUAAUAGCCAUGUUUUACUAUAUAUGUUUACUUAAGAGUUCCAGAAUUUACUACUACUGUGCUAAUGCAGCAAUAAUGUUGAGGAGUUGCUUCAAAACGCACUUGUCAACACAGGGAUUGAAAGAAAUAUCUGAAAUAUUUUUAUAACUGAAAAGAGUAAGUAUGGAUUAUGGAAUGCUUUAUGGAAAAAUGGGCGAAAAUAUCUAUACGUUACAGAAAACAUAUGCUACGAAGAACUGUACAUUUGGCCUCCUUUAUUAUAGCGGUUUAUAGUACUGUAUAUAAUCUUUGCUUGUGUCAUCUGAGAAUUCCCAAGUUUAAAUGUAAGCUCCUUGUAAGCUUUCAAAGUGACAUGAGAAAUAAAGAUCUAAUGCUAACGAAA